GAAUGACCCUAACGACCAGUGGUCAGCGGCCCGCAGUCUCAGUCUGCACCACGAGCACAGCAGGGUGAGAACAUGAGGCUGCUGGGGGUCUGUCUGCUGGUCACGGUGACCACCUCGCUUGCUGUAGAAGAGUCCUGCAUGGACCGCUGUGAGAAAGGGUUCGACUCAUCAUUUAAGUGCCAGUGCGACUCCAUGUGCAAGUACUACAGCAGCUGCUGCCCGGACUACGACUCCAUCUGCGGAGUCAAAACACGCGGGGACACUUUUGCGUUUCCUGAAGACUCCGAUGAGGACCUUACCCCAUUCACUCCGGCGCCGUCCAUCAAGCCCAGCCCUGCCCCCGUACAGGGCAGGAGGGUACCGCUCUCUCCAUCCCAGGCCCACACCAUGACACAGGACCCAAAUGCGUUUGCUGAAACAACAGCAACCAAUGCCACCGACACCACCGCGCCCAUCGCCGGGGUCCCAGACCCCCAGGCGGAUCCCUGCAGCAGAAAGCCCUUUGACGCCUUCUUGCAGCUGAAGAACGGCUCCACUUACGCCUUCCGGGGGGAGUACUUCUUCGAACUGGGAGACAAGGCCGUGCCGCCCGGCAAGACCGUGCUGCCCGGAUACCCGAAACGCAUCGAGGACGUCUGGGGUAUCCCCGGCCCUAUCGACGCUGCCUUCACUCGCAUCAACUGCCAGGGCAAGACCUACAUCUUCAAGGGAAACAAGUACUGGAGGUUUGACGGUGACAUCUUGGAUGAGGAUUAUCCACGGAACAUUUCUGUGGGAUUCGAAGAAAUGCCAGACGACGUGGACGCGGCCUUUGCAGUCCCGGCAUCCAACCACCACGGUCAGGAAAAGGUGUACUUCUUCAAAGGUGACCAGUACUACCAGUACAAGUUCAGACACCAGCCAUCCCACAAGGAGUGUGUGGAGAUGACCGUGAGAUCUCCCUCGGCGCUCUUCACGCGGUACACUGAUAUGUACGUCGGCAGCUGGGAAAAAAUGUUCUCCCUGCUCUUCCGAGGCAUCGAGGGACACCUUAGUGGCCCCCGCUUCAUCAACAGGGACUGGGUGGGCAUCAGAGCCCCCAUGGACGCCGUGAUGGCGGGACGGCUCUACGUCAGCCCCGGUCGACGACGCUACGGCAGAAGGUGGCAAAACAGCAACAGGCAGGACUGGGAUCAGCAGAGGUGGAAUCAGCAGGGGUGGGGGCAGCAGGGCUGGAAUCAGGAGGGGUGGGGGCAGCAGGGCUGGAAUCAGGAGGGGUGGGGGCAGCAGGGCUGGAAUCAGGAGGGAUGGGGGCAGCAGCAAUGGGAUCAGCAGAGGAGGAGGCAGCAGGACGGGGACGAGCAAGGAUGGUGGCGUUCGGACUGGGAUCGGCGAGGCUUUGGACAGCUGGGGUGGCAGAGCGAUCAGGGACAGGGAGGCCGGCAGAAACGCUUCGACGAACCCUUGGAUGAACGAUUAGUCUACGAUGACCAGGAAGACCAGAACGAGAACAAGGAGCACAUCCAAGAGCACGUCAAGUACAGCUCCCACAAACGGAGAAGCAGCCACAGCUACAGAUACAACCCCUGGGACAGAAGAGGCUUCCGGCCCGUGCAGAAAGUCUACUUCUUCAAAGAAGAUCAAUAUUACAGAGUGGAUCUACAGAGGAAGACUGUUGACUUUGCGAAUCCCCCGUACCCGAGACCCAUUACGAAAUACUGGCUCGGCUGCCCGGAAAAACCUGGAGCGGAAAAGAAAUGAACUCCACGUACACACAGUUCAUCAUUAAUUAGAAUGCUUAUUUUAAUAAAGGCGUAAAUGUUGGAUUUGGGAUACAGAUAUGAAGAAACUGUAAUAACCAGCAUGUGUAUAAUGGGAGAUACUGGAAAUCUGAUUUUAAGAUGAAUAAAGGAGGACCUGAAUAAUC
Scleropages formosus (Asian bonytongue) is the source of this 1906-nucleotide messenger RNA. It is a transcript of the gene vtna, whose product is annotated as vitronectin a. The record is from RefSeq and is a predicted model, not a curated record. Gene Ontology annotation, molecular function: polysaccharide binding; scavenger receptor activity; extracellular matrix binding. Gene Ontology annotation, biological process: immune response; cell adhesion mediated by integrin; cell-matrix adhesion. Lineage: Eukaryota; Metazoa; Chordata; Actinopteri; Osteoglossiformes; Osteoglossidae. The transcript has 8 exons. The coding region runs from base 73 to 1740 and encodes 555 amino acids.